Molecule: messenger RNA, 1445 nt
Organism: Onychostoma macrolepis
Lineage: Eukaryota; Metazoa; Chordata; Actinopteri; Cypriniformes; Cyprinidae
Gene: nme7
Product: NME/NM23 family member 7
Exons: 12
Coding region: 262-1386 (374 amino acids)
Biological process (GO): CTP biosynthetic process; GTP biosynthetic process; UTP biosynthetic process
Cellular component (GO): centrosome
Molecular function (GO): ATP binding; nucleoside diphosphate kinase activity
Source: RefSeq, a predicted model, not a curated record
CGGGUUACAUUAAGACUCGUAAAAGCGCCCUAAACAUCUAUUUACUCACCAGACUUUAAAAUCGAAAUUAGCUGUAUGUUAAAACACCACGCAAUAUAGUUACGAGUUCACAGGAUGUAUGGUUUAUUAUUUUAUUCGUCGGUAGCCCUUUUGAUGUUGUUGCUAUGGUGAUGGGACUUAACAGCGAGGCUAAAGAAAGACAUUCAACCGUCUGUUAAACAACAGUCAGCAAAUAUUAUCAUCCGUUUAAAGAAUUCAGACAUGGAUGAGCGCUUUGCCUUUCUGGCUGAGUGGUACGACCCCAGCGCUGCUCUCCUGCGACGAUACCAGCUGCUCUACUACCCUAAAGAUGGCUCCGUGGAGAUGUUUGAUAUGAAGAACCAGCGCACCUUCCUGCGCAGGACCAAGUUUGAUGAGCUUCAUCCAGAGGAUCUGUUUGUUGGCAACCGAGUGAACAUCUUUUCCCGUCAGCUGAACCUCACAGGUUAUGGGGAUCAGUACACAGCCAACAAACUGGGCAGUAAGAAGGAGAGGACUUUGGCUAUGAUUAAGCCGGACGCUGUCACAAAAGUUGGCGACAUUAUUCAGAUGAUUUAUGAUGCCAACCUUAUAGUCACAAAAGCCAAAAUGACCAAACUUACAUGGAAGCAGGCAGCGGACUUUUACACGGAACAUCAGUCAAAGUCUUUUUUCAAUAAUUUGGUGCAGUUUGUGAGCUCCGGUCCCGUGAUUGCUAUGGAGCUGAUGGGGGAUGAGGCAGUGUCGACUUGGAGAAAAGUUCUAGGCCCAACCGAAUCUGGUGUGGCACAAAAAGAUGCAGUGAAUAGUCUCAGAGGCCAGUUUGGUACCGAUGGCACUAAGAAUGCAGGACAUGGGUCAGACUCAUUGGCAUCUGCUGCACGGGAGCUGGAGUUCUUCUUCCCUUCCACUACUAGUCACGGUCCCUCCAACACAGCCAAGUACUCAGACUGCACCUGCUGUAUCAUUGAACCUCAUGCCAUCUCAGAAGCAUUGACAGGAAAAAUCCUUAAGUCAAUUAUAGAAAAUGGAUUUGAGAUAUCUGCCCUACAAAUGUUCAACAUGGAUCGAGUAAAUGCUGAGGAGUUUUUGGAAGUUUAUAAAGGGGUUGUAGCCGAGUACACUAAUAUGGUGGAUGAACUUUGUUCUGGACCUUGCAUGGCCCUGGAGAUCCAUGCUACUGACGCACCCAGAACCUUUCGGGAGUUCUGUGGACCCGCAGACCCUGAAAUUGCACGCCACCUUCGGCCUGCCACUUUACGAGCACUCUAUGGCAAAAACAAAGUGCAGAAUGCCGUUCACUGCACCGACCUACCGGAAGACGGGAUUCUGGAGGUCCAGUAUUUCUUUAAGAUUUUAGACGGGUGAAGCAACCAUGAGAAACAUCUGUCCAGCAGUUAUUUAAAUAAAGACCACUUGAAAGACAA